Molecule: messenger RNA, 1728 nt
Organism: Harpegnathos saltator (Jerdon's jumping ant)
Lineage: Eukaryota; Metazoa; Arthropoda; Insecta; Hymenoptera; Formicidae
Gene: Mt2
Product: tRNA (cytosine(38)-C(5))-methyltransferase
Exons: 3
Coding region: 385-1467 (360 amino acids)
Cellular component (GO): nucleus
Molecular function (GO): methyltransferase activity
Source: RefSeq, a predicted model, not a curated record
CACGUCUGGUUCAGAUUUUAAGUCAGGGUACAAAUAUUCGUGUUGUUUUCGAUUGCUAAAACAGUCGGUUCUGCAUAUAUCAUCACUUUUAAACUACCGUUGGUGGUAUCUCUCUUGAGAGGAAAUUAAAAAAAAUUUGAACUGAAGAACGAUAUUAAUUCCUUGCCGUACAAUAUGUGAGACACGUGAUACGGCUUGCGGGCCAAACAUAAGAAACACGAGUCGGGUUCGUGAUGCAACUUUAUCACCGACUUUGACACGUGCUGUUGUGACUUAAAUCAUAGUGCAAGGGGUUAACAUCGAUUGGUAUACACACGAGCUGUCACUUGGCUGCACGUUGAACCGUUUACAUCGAACAGCAACGUUUUCUCCUCAACAUAUACAAUGAAGGUAUUGGAGCUAUACAGUGGCAUUGGAGGAAUGCAUUUUGCGCUCUUAGAAAGUGGAAUCCCGGCGAAGGUCGUCGCUGCGAUUGACAUAAAUCCUGUUGCGAACGAUGUUUACCGUCACAAUUUUCCGGAAACUGUUCUUAUGAAUAGAAAUAUUCAAUCUAUCAGUGCACAGACAUUGAACAAGUUGGACGUGGACGCUAUACUUAUGAGCCCUCCGUGUCAGCCUUUUACAAGAUUAGGAUUGCAAAGGGAUAUUCUUGAUAGCAGAGCUUGUUCUUUGUUACACGUUUUAAGCCUGAUACCCAAAUUGAAAAACUUGAAAUAUAUUUUGCUUGAAAAUGUCCAAGGUUUUGAAGUAUCUCAAAUGAGAAACAAGUUGGUAGAUUGUUUAGAAGAAUGCGGAUAUGCCUAUAGAGAAUUGAUGUUGAGUCCGAGCCAAUUUGGUAUACCAAACAGUAGACGUAGAUAUUAUUUAUUGGCAAAGAGAAAAGAUCUAAAAUUCUGUUUUGAACAAACUCCGCUGCAAAAUGAUUCGUCGUCUGAAUUGUUAAAACUACUGCCAAAAAGUAAGCACUUUUUGUUGGCAGAGAAAACUGGCAAAUCUAAUUCUAGGUCUGGUAAAAUAUGCUAUACUUUAGAUAAUAUCGUGGAAGAAUAUGUGGAAGAAUCAAGGUAUCUAUUACACCCAAAUUUCUUAAUAAAAAGGGCAUGGGUAAUAGACAUACGCACACCUGAAAGUAACGGUUCUUGUUGCUUUACUAAAGGAUAUGGUCGUUAUGUAGAAGGCACAGGUUCUAUAUAUUGUCCAUUUUCAGACGAGAUGAUCAAUUUAAAGUAUUGCGAAGCUCUUGAUCAUAGGGAAGAUUCAGACGAAGAAAUAUCAGUUUUGAUGGAAUUAAAACUCAGAUUCUUCUCUCCCCGAGAGGUAUGCAGAUUAAUGUGUUUCCCAGAAAAUUUUGUCUUCCCGAAGUACACUAGUGAUGGCCAAAAAUACAGACUACUAGGUAAUUCAAUAAAUGUUCAUGUAGUUGCUCAGUUAAUAUUUUUAUUAUGUACCGAAGACAAAGAUAAAUGAGAAUCAAUUACCUGUGCCCUUCCUCCAAUUUCAUUUACCAUUUGAAUAUAUAAUCUUAUUUUCUUUACGUAAAUAGCAUUAUAUUUGUAAUCUGUUUCUCAAGUGUUUAUAUAUGUAUAUAUAUACAUGGUUAUAUUUUAUGCAGCUUAAAAUCUAAAAAUCUUAUAUGUUACACUAUCCUUAUAUUUUUCUAAAAGCCAUAGGAAAUGGAAGUUUCCUCGCUGCGCCCAUGUAGAAAUCAUAAAAAUAAAAAAUAAAUAG